GACGACUCAAGGUCACCACUUGUACGUGUUGUCUGGCGUUUGCGUCACUCUCCUAAAACCAAGCGCUUAUAAAGAGGGACGCACAUAGGCUUUUAAAGGCACUUGAUUUUUUUUUCUCUUCUGAGACAGAAAAGCGUCAUUUACAGCCAAAAUGAGACUGUACCUUGCAGUUGCCGUGCUGAUGCUGGCUUUUGUGGCAUACACAGAGGCCCAAGACGAUACCAGCAUUCAGGACAGAUUUGACAAGUUUGGUCAGAAAUUGACUGAAAUUGGCCAGUCCCUCGCUGAAAAAACUAAGACUGCCUUCCAUGAUAUACACAACAGCGAAUUUGGAACCAGCACCAGGAACUGGUUCACAGAUGCCUUUCAGAAGAUAAAAGACAAAAUCGAGGAAAUGAGGCAGUAGAAAAGCGGACAGGAACCUGUCGCUAGCCAGCAACCAGUCGCUAGCCAGCAACCAGCCUAAGAUGCUCACUCUGCUCGUGGGUGGCCGAUAUUUCACAUAUCACGUUGCUCUACACAGACUAAAUAAUUAUGUUACCUGCAAAGAGUGUAAUCUUUUAUUUUUUUUGAAAAGUGCAAUAAAGAAAUUACAAAUGUUUUAA
Messenger RNA from Pelmatolapia mariae (spotted tilapia), 605 nucleotides. RefSeq names its product apolipoprotein C-I (gene apoc1). The record is from RefSeq and is a predicted model, not a curated record. Gene Ontology annotation, biological process: triglyceride metabolic process; negative regulation of very-low-density lipoprotein particle clearance; negative regulation of cholesterol transport. Bases 152 to 406 code for a protein of 84 amino acids. Gene Ontology annotation, cellular component: very-low-density lipoprotein particle; extracellular region; high-density lipoprotein particle. Lineage: Eukaryota; Metazoa; Chordata; Actinopteri; Cichliformes; Cichlidae. The transcript has 4 exons. Gene Ontology annotation, molecular function: fatty acid binding; phospholipase inhibitor activity.